CAGUUUACAAAUGAAAUAAAACAUGGGCGGGGGGAAUCACGUACGUCUUCGCCAAUACGGAUGGAUAUCAGAGCCUCCACCAUAAUCCAUCCACGAUGCUCCCUCUACCUCGAGUCGCAGAGCUACGCCCCCGUCUGCUUCCGCUUCCGCUUGUUGUAUUAUGGCCCCAGCAGCCUCCGUAGCUCCGCCCUCCAGGGAAGAGAGUCUGGAAACCCAGGUCCGCCCUCUUCGGCAUGAAGCCCCCACAAAGGCGGCGAGUUGCCCCGGCGCGCUAUCUGGGCGAGGUUACCGGCACCACGGUCUGGAGCGCCCGCGAGAAGCGGCAGCUGCUCCGACUACUGCAAACGCGGCGUGGCCAUCCGGAGCCGGACGCCGCCGAGCUGGCCGGGGAGCUGCCGGGCCGGAGCGAGGCGGAGAUUCGGGAUUUCCUCCAGCAGCUCAAGGGCCGUGUGGCCCGGGAAGCCAUUCAGAGGGUGCAUUCAGGUGGCCCAAAGGGUCAAAGACGCCUGGAAGCACAGAUUCCGGCCCCCAUCGAGGUGUGGAUGGAUCUGGCAGAGAAGGUAACAGGCCCGCUGGAGGAAACCCUGACUGUGGCUUUCUCACAGGUGCUCACCAUCGCAGCUGUGGAGCCCACCAGCCUCCUGCAGUCCAAGCCCUCCAAGCCCACGCAGGCUCGUGGGAAACUGCUGCCCCUCAACACCGCUAGUGGGCAGGAAGACCAGAGAUCUGAGGCUCCUGGCCCCUCCUCUGAGGCACCUUCUGAAUUCCCAGCUGGCCUCUCUGCUGAGGGAGACCUUGUAGUGGACUUUGAGAAGAUCUACAAGUACUUGUCCUCCAUCUCCCACAGCUGCCGUGGCCCUGAGCUUUCCGCAGCUGAGUCAGCGGUGGUCCUUGACCUGCUCAUGGCACUUCCUGAGGAGCUGCCUCACCUGCCCUGUGCAGCCCUGGUUGAGCAUAUGAUGGAUACAUACCUACGCUUGAUGGCUCCCCAGUCUGACCCCAGCAGUGGGAACUUGCAACCAGGGCCUGAGGACUGUGGGACUGGCCCUAGGGGGCAAGAGAAGACCAGCCAGGCUACCCCCCAGGCCCCUGAGAAGGCCAGGCCUGAUGAACCAAGAUCUGCCUGGCAAGCAGCUGGGGUCUGCCCCCUGAACCCAUUCCUGGUGCCCCUGGAGCUUCUGGGCCAGGCAGCUACUUCUGCAAAGUGAGGGGCCCAGCAGGCAAAGGACACACCAAACAUCUCUUAGCCCCUGGCCCUCAAUUCUGUUUGUGCUGGCACUGGGUAUGCAUGGGGAUCUGGUCAUGGUGGAAAGUCCCUGACGGGUGUGCAGUACCAAGUGGCCUUCAAGACCCUCAAUACGGCAGGGGUCUCAGAAGUGGAAACCCAGUUGUACAGAAGUCCAGCCACAGAACUGAGGUGAGGACCACCACAUGCCUGGGCUAAAAGCCACCACUAGCACCUCCCCCCCAUUGGCCCCUCCUGGCUUCUUGCAUCCUGUGGCCUAUGUCCUAUGCUCAGGGGUCCCCAACCCCCAGCUUCAGACCUGUAUUGGUCUGGGUGGCCUGUUAUGAAACAGGCUGCACAGCAGGAGGUGGGAGGGGGCCAGUGAAGUUUCACUCACAUUAGCAUUACUGCCUGAGCUCUGCUUCCUGUCUUUCCACUGUCGGCACCCCUUCCCCCUGCCCCAUCAGAGGAAAAAUUGUAUUCCAUGAAACUGGUCAGUCCCUGGUGCCAAAAAGUUGGGGAGCAUUGCUACCACUGAAUAAAAUUGUCAAUCUGU
Messenger RNA from Phyllostomus hastatus (greater spear-nosed bat), 1781 nucleotides. RefSeq names its product small nuclear RNA activating complex polypeptide 2 (gene SNAPC2). The coding region runs from base 234 to 1208 and encodes 324 amino acids. The record is from RefSeq and is a predicted model, not a curated record. Gene Ontology annotation, biological process: snRNA transcription. NCBI's taxonomy places the organism in Eukaryota, Metazoa, Chordata, Mammalia, Chiroptera, Phyllostomidae. The transcript has 5 exons. Gene Ontology annotation, cellular component: nuclear body. Gene Ontology annotation, molecular function: RNA polymerase II general transcription initiation factor activity.